CCACAACUCGGUUUCUUCUCUUCUCUUGUCUUGGCUCUUCGUUGGAUGAGAGGGUUUCGCUCCUAAAUUUUAGGUGAAGAAAAACAAAAAGAAACGUUUUUCAUUUCUCCGAGUUUUUCACCGCGGCGUUUCUGCAACUCUGUCUGAUCUCGCCGGAGAAGAGAAUCACACGGCGAAGAAUCUGCCGGAGAGUAUUCCAAUGCCGUCGUCUGCGGAUCCCGCCCGCCCGCCGGACUCCUUCGCCUCCGAGCUGACUCGGACCGACUCGGACGCCUCCGCCAUUACUCUCGACUUCUCUAAGGACGCUUGGCUUCCUUGCGAUGAAGCUAUGCAGCAGGGAAAAUCCACAGAAUGGACAGAUGAGAAACACAGUAUGUAUCUUGAUUAUCUAGAAGCAUCAUUUGUAGAUGAUUUAUAUCAUUCAAUGCACUUGGGUGGCUUGGGUGUGAAAAAGAACUCGCGGAGACCAUAUACUUCUGACAAGUUUGUGGUGCGUGAGGAUAGAGGUCGCAAGAAGAUCAAUGAUGAGAGGAAUGAACCUUUGUUUGACAGUACAGCUGACUCUCAUGUAGUGAUGGAAAGGCCAUUAAUUCAUCAUUUCAAAUAUCCAGGAAAAGGCUGUUCUGUGGCAUGUCUUGAUUCUCAAGAACAUGUUGUGUUGCGUGAAAAUAAAAUGCACUCAAACGGGAAGCUGGCAUGUUUAUAUGAAUCAGCAAGAAGUUUGGAGCAAAAGCCUGUAGAUCGGAAAUGCCAUUGGGAUAUAGUUGGAAGCGCUGCAGAGUUUUCUGAUCAGAACUUUGUUGAGGACAACCCUGGAGGAAACCCAAGCCGCAAAUCUAUGUCGAAAAGGUUGAAGAUGGCUGCAAGUGAUGGUUCCGGCAACGAUCAAAUUAUGUUACCAGAGAAUUUCCACGCAAGAGGUGUUUCAAUUGGCAAUAACAUGUUUUGUACCAAAGAAGAAGGACGUAAUGCAUUGCUUUCAGAUCAUCCGGAGGACUUUGUCUGCCCAAAAUCUGAUAUUCCUAUUUUUUGAAAGGGAGCUGACUUCUGUCUCCGAAUCGGAUACACCUCCUUAUUUCUUGCGGUGGAGAGAGACGACGCAAUGACAAAGACGAGUAGCUAUUCUGCAGUGAAACUCCUGGUGGAAAUGAUGCUGCCGCAGUGAUGUUUGCUCUAAGCCUUGUGCAAAAGUUAAUUGGGAAAGAUUUUGUAUAUAUUGGGCUAUAUACGCCAAUAGCUAGUAAGAUUGAUUGCACAAGAUCUAUAGGGUAGAUGGAAUUGAUAAAUGGAAGGGCGGUUAGUAAUUGGACACAAGUUUUCCUUUUCAUCUUCAGUUCCUUCAAAUUUUGCUACUGAAUACGUUUCUGAUAGAAGAAACACCUAGUAGAUCUAAAAGAUGGGAAGUCAAUUUGUUGGAUGUAUUGCAAGUUUGUAGGUGUCCUGAAGCUGAGGCGGGAAUGAGUCAUGUUGUUGCGGUCCACAUCUUUCUUUUGUAUGUAUAUGUUUGGUUCUUCAUCAAUUUUAUACCUUAUCCAAGUUGACAAACCUGAAACCACACAUUAUUAUUAUUAUUAUUAUUAUUUCUUGA
Morus notabilis is the source of this 1588-nucleotide messenger RNA. RefSeq lists its product as uncharacterized. The transcript has 5 exons. Gene Ontology annotation, biological process: response to cold; regulation of circadian rhythm. The coding region runs from base 200 to 1033 and encodes 277 amino acids. The record is from RefSeq and is a predicted model, not a curated record. NCBI's taxonomy places the organism in Eukaryota, Viridiplantae, Streptophyta, Magnoliopsida, Rosales, Moraceae.